This is a messenger RNA of Striga asiatica, 1641 nucleotides long. Lineage: Eukaryota; Viridiplantae; Streptophyta; Magnoliopsida; Lamiales; Orobanchaceae. The record is from the annotation of a GenBank genome assembly.
AUUCGAGACUAACCAGAGGCCCAAAGAGAGCGAAAGGGGGAAAAAAUGGCAAAAAGGAAAAUGAUGUAAGAGAAACAUAGUAAAGAACGCAAAACAUCCGGUGGUUAGAGAGAGAAAGUCGGGCUCACGUUUGUUUUGUUGGUGGUGGAGACGGUGGAGGUGUGGUGCCUGGUUUUAUUUUCUUCUUUAGGAAAUCACAUCACUCAGAUCGGGAAACAGAAAGGAGGAAAGGGAAAAAGAAAAAGAAAACCCAUUUCCCUUCGCAGUUGUGCUGAAAGUGUUCAAAGGAAAUUUUAGGAAAAAAAAAAUGGGGAGGGAUGUUACAGGCUUACGAAUUGACAAAAGAGCAAGCGAAAAAUCAAGUGAUAGCACUCGUUCUGUAAUUCGUGUUGCUCCCAAAGCCUCACCUGAGAAAACCGGGAAUGCUGGACUUGCCGAUGGAGCUGUCGUGGCACAGGAUGAGCUGGCAGUGAAAAGCACCAACGGUGGGCCCGGGGAGAAGAUCAUUGAUUCUGAGGCAAUUCAUGCGGAUCAUGCUAAUGGGCCCAAAGACGAUGAUUCAAGUGUCAAAGUUUUGUCCAAAUCUAGCGAUUUGGAUUCUCCCAAGUCCGGAAAGAAAUCCCAAUCAAACUCACAUUUCAUGUCAAGGAAGCAGCUUUAUGACGAAGAAGAUAAUUGGUCAUUGGCUUCCUCUACUGCAACUUCUGUACGGACCAAAAUUACGGUCCCGGUUGCUCCAAAGUUCACUUGCGUUGACCGAUUGGAGAGGCGUAAAGAGUUUUAUACAAAGUUGGAAGAAAAGCACAAAGCCUUGGAGAAAGAAAAACUCGAAUACGAAGCAAGAAUCAAAGAAGAAGAACAAGCAGCAAUAAAGCAGCUGAGAAAAAGCAUGGUGGUGAAAGCAAAGCCUGUUCCCAGCUUUUAUCGUGAAGGGCCUCCACCAAAAGCAGAGCUUAAGAAGUUGCCAGUAACCCGAGCCAAAUCUCCAAAUCUGACGAGGCGAAAGAGCUGUGGUGAUGCAGCAAAAACUUCUCCAGAUGACAAGCCACUUUCUGGACGAGUCACUCGUCACAGUGUGGGCCCCUUAAAAGACGGUAAAUCCUCUCCUCUUCUGAAGAAGUCUUCUUCUCCUGUUACUCCCAAAGGCAAGGAUCGAACAAACGGGCCUAAAAAAGCCAAAAAUCAGCAAAAACCGAAAGAUACACCAGCUGAGAAUUCACCUGUGAAGGAGCCCGAGCCUGAGAAUGGAGAUUUAUCCAUUGUUGAGUCUUGAGUUUCUUCUUUUUUCUGUUAAUAGUUUCUGACUUUAGUGUUGAAAAAAAAGACUCGGGGGUGUUUCUUUUUAUGACGAUUCAUGAAAAAAAAAAAAAGAUGUUUGUUAUGUCGAGGGCAACUUUUUCGUUUCGCCCACACGGUGACUUUGCCGAAGGUAAUGUCUGAAUUUUUUCUGCUUGAGUACAUAUAUGUCCUGUGUAAUUUUUAUUUAAACGGUUUUUUCGUGUAUUAUUCGGAUACAGACUAGCUUAAUUAAACGUGUUUUUGCGUUUGAAGAAGAAACUGAGAUGAAACUUCUGCUGGUUUUUUAAAUUUUUGGCUUCUGAUUUGGUCUGGUGUGACUAGAAGGAUCAUUUUAGUAGGGAG